AUGACAAGUGAGCCAAGUUCCACCGCUGCUCAAAAGGUAGAGAAAACGAUGGCUCUUUGCCAUCAGUGCUUGAAAGAGAGAAAAAAAACAUUGAUCUAUUGCAACGAGUGUGAAAAAUCAACGUACUGUAGUGUUUGUAUACGAAAAUGGUAUCCAAACCUAUCUAAAAAAGACAAUGUUAUUGAAAAAUGUCCUUCUUGCAGCAAAAUUUGUAACUGCAGCAUAUGCUUGAAAAAGAAGGGUUUACUUGAGACUUCAAACAGGAACCUCACGAGUUCUGAAAGACGCCAUCAUCUCCAGUACAUGAUUGCAUUGAUGAUUCCGUUUCUGAAAAAGCUAUCUGAAGCUCAGAAGCUAGAGCUUGAAGUUGAAGCAAAAAUUCAAAGCGUACUGUAUUCUGAAGUUAAGACAGUUAAAGUUAACAACAGUGACGAACGCAUAAACUGUAAUUACUGUGGAGCUUCAAUUUUUGACUUGCACCGAGCCUGCACAAACCCAGAGUGCGACUAUGAACUUUGUUUAGACUGCUGUCAAGAGAUUCGCCAGAAUGGUUUAGAGUUGCAUGGCUGCGGUUGUGAUACUUUGUUGGAGCUUAGAAGAAUCUUACCUUCGACAUUGAUCUCAGACUUAAAACAAAAGGCAGACACUCUCAUGGUUUCAUACAAGAAAAGCCCUAAAGUGUCGAAGUGUAGGCGCUGUCCUGGUUUGUACUCUCCUGAAUCUGUUGAUGAAGGAGAGCUUCAGCAUUUUCAAGAGCAUUGGGAAAAUGGUGAACCAAUAACAGUUAGGAACACUCUCCAGAACACACCUGGUUUAAGCUGGGAACCGGAAGUUAUGUUGCGAGAUCUACUCAAAGUGAAGAAGAAUCCAUCAACAGACACUUGUAUCAAAGCAAUGGAUUGCUUAAAUGAGUGUGAGGUUGAGAUUAAAGCGCGUGAGUUCACUGAUGGUUACAAGAAAGGAAGAAUGGGUGGUGAAGAAGGCUUGCCUCAGAUGCUGAAGCUAAAAUUUGAAGAUGUUCUGCCACGUCACUUGGACGAGUUCUUAUGCGCCCUACCUUUCCAAGAAUAUAGUAAUCCAAGAACCGGGAUUCUUAACAUUGCAACAAAGCUCCCUGAAGACUCUCUCAAACCACUAGAUUUAGGUCCUAGGACUUACAAUGCCUAUGGGAUUCCAUAUGAGCUAGGCAUAGGCAAUUCUGUGACUAAACUUCACUACAGUGUGGCAGACGCGGUUAAUAUAGUGACACAUACAGCUAAAGUAACUCUGACGGAAGAACAAAUAUCUGCAGUAGCAGAUCUGAAACGGGAACAUAAGAAGCAUGAUAAGCAUGAAAAUAACAGUAACCAAGAUGAAGAAGUAGAAGCAGAUGUAGAAGCAGACGUGGCUGAGGCUCUUCUGAGCGUUGAAAUUGCUCAGAAUCAUGAAGAAAAAGGAGGUGCUCUUUGGGACAUAUUUAGGAGAGAAGAUGUUCCCAAGUUAGAAGAGUAUAUGAGAAAGCAUUGCAAAGAAUUUAGACAUACAUAUGAUUGCAAAGUUAAUCAUCCGAUACAUGACCAAACAUUUUAUUUAAGUACAGAGCAUAAAAUAAAACUCAAGGCUGAAUUUG
This is a messenger RNA of Eruca vesicaria subsp. sativa (arugula), 1609 nucleotides long. NCBI's taxonomy places the organism in Eukaryota, Viridiplantae, Streptophyta, Magnoliopsida, Brassicales, Brassicaceae. The record is from the annotation of a GenBank genome assembly.